AGCUUUUCGAGUUGCGUGUGCUUCUUUUGUAUCUUAAUAUAUUCGUGUAUCUCCCCUCAUCACUCUCCUAAAACACAUCAGCAGUCAGAAGAAAAGCGGACGAGAGAAACAACUCUCCAGCCAUGCUGGCGGACGAGUCGAAUGCAACGCCGGCCGCAACAGGGCAGCCAGCGGACUCAUCCCACGCGAGUCUGACCCCUCACCCGCCUCGCUCCCUUCUGACCCGCGGCGGCGGCAACACAGUCAACGUCAGCUUCGGCAACAAAAACAGCAAUAGCAACAGCGACAGCAACACGAAGACGUUAAAACGCCUCCCCGCCGCUACACUCCCCGACACCACGGCUGUCGCCGCGCCGAUGCGGGACACGCCGUCCCCCACCAGCGAACUCGGCCCGGCGGCGACGGCGCCGAUCGACGGCGUGCUGCAAACCGGGAAGCCCAACUUCUCCACGCAGCUGGACUUCCUCACGACGAAUCGCACGGUGGCUGCGCUGGAGCGGGCGGUGGAGCGGCUGGAGCUGCUGAGUCUUUUAGACGCCACCGGCCCAGUCGACGACGCAGCGGCCGCGGAGAGCAACAGCAACGGCAACAGCAAAAAGACAGCCACCGCCUCGGUCGGCGCAGCAAAGACGGGGCUGAUGGGCAUCGGCGGCGCCGGUCUCUCUGCCACGCGCGGCGCCGCAAUUUUGGAGGGCGACAACCACGACGCCUCCCUGGCCACCGCGCAGAAGGUAGGGGAGGCGCUCGCGGUGAGUCAGCAGCAGGGCAACCGCGGCCGUCCCACCGUAUUGGAGUUGCUGGCGGAGCAGCGACUGCUCGAGCGCCGCUACGGUGAACUCUUGGUGCAAACGCAGCCGGUGGUGUCGCUGCGACCGGGCGAACCACAGAUGCGCAAGCAGUGCUUCGGCAACGUGCAGGACGCCCAUCAGGUGGCGCUGCAGCAGGAGCUGGCGCACGUCUCGAGCCGGCUGCGCGACACAAACCGUCUGCUGUGCACGCAGCUCGAGGACAACCCGCAGGACGCGGACAACUGGGCUAAAAUAUCUAACGAGCGUCGCGAGCUGACGGCGCUGCUGAAGGAGGUCAUUGCGGAGCUCACCACCGGCUACAGGGAUGUUUUCCAGUAUCAUCAGCAGCGGGGGCGCAAGAGCGAUAUGGGCAGCACCAACAGCAACACCACGAACCGUGCCGGCAGCAUCGUCAUGCAGCGCACACACACCGCCAGCGGCGAAAGCGGUGACCCCGGCGCGCGUCUCGGUGGCACCGCCGACUCUCCCCCCUCGCACAGCGCCGGGGCAAACGCGUCCCCCUUCACCCGCACGAACAGCGAGUUGGGGUCGCAGCAGACGACGCUGAAGCGCUUCGGCAGCACGGUGCAGCGUCGCAGCGUGUCCCGCAGCGCGUAUCAGGCCCCCCGCAUCCCCCUCGCCUCUUCCUACCACCAGUUUGCGGUGAAGGUGCUACAGGAGAAGGCGGCGCAGCAGUGGGCGGACGACGUGCUCGCGAAGGAGCGCGCGCUGAACCAGAACGUGAAGCAGCUGCAGGCCGACCUCGUGCGGGAGCGGGAGCUGAAGGAGAGGGAGGUCGCAGAGCGGAAGGCGCGGGUGGCGGAGCUGCAGCUGGAGUUGCGUCGGCUGAAGGGCGCGAUGCAGCAGCGCACGGAGGCGGCGAAGGCACGCGGGGAGGCCGCGACGGAAGGUCUGCAGCGCGACGGGGCGGCCGAGAUCAGCGAGGUGCGGCAGGCGGCCCAACGCAACGAGCGGCUGCUCACCGUAGAGGCGGACACGCACAGUGCCUUCGCGGAGUUCCUGCAGCAGCGCACCGCCGCGACAGACGCACUGGCGAGCGAAUGGGAGGCGAAGACGCAGCGAGAGCUGAAGAAGAAGGAGACGGCCAAAAUCGAUGUGGAGAACAGUCGUCAGGGCUGUGCGCAGCGACUUUCUGAUCUAGAUCAGGAGCAGUCGGUACAGAUGGAGCUAAAGAAGCAGCGCGAGGCGAAGACGAAGGCGGAGGAGGACGAGCGGCAGCGAGCCGAGGAUCAGCGCGCGGCCGAGUACACCGCCGCCUCUGUGUUGGAGGCGGCCAUCAAGGCGAUGAUGACGCGGCAAACGCUGGCGAAACUGAAGAAGGGAUCAAAGAAAAAGAAGAAGAAGAGUUGA
This is a messenger RNA of Leptomonas pyrrhocoris, 2159 nucleotides long. RefSeq lists its product as hypothetical. The record is from RefSeq and is a predicted model, not a curated record. The coding region runs from base 123 to 2159 and encodes 678 amino acids. Lineage: Eukaryota; Euglenozoa; Kinetoplastea; Trypanosomatida; Trypanosomatidae. Gene Ontology annotation, cellular component: motile cilium; cytoplasm. The transcript has a single exon. Gene Ontology annotation, biological process: cilium organization.